CGUACCGCGCUCGCGGUCAACUAUACGCACGAAAUUCGAAAAUUUGAUUUAUUUAUUUUUUAAAUUCAAACUUUUAUUUUCUUUUAAUUUUCUAACAAUGGUCCGCACUAAGGUCAGCGAUGGGAUCAAGAGCGAUCAGAUCGUCUCCGAAGUUCAGAAGCGACCGUGUCUCUACGACACCAACCACAUGAAUUACGGGGAUCGAGCGGAGAAGAUGAGGAGUUGGGAAGAAGUCUGCGAGAACGUAGUUCCCGGCUGGUACACGCUCGGGCUGACGGAGAAGUUUGCGGCCGGUAAAGAAGUACAGAAGAGAUGGCGUUCGAUCCGCGAUUCUUACACAAAGGCGUUUCGUCAAGGGAAAUGUCAACCGCCAGAACAGUGCCCGCCGGGCAGUCGGCGAUACCAGUACCACAGGCAGAUGUCCUUCCUGUUACGCGCUCUGCAGAACAAGAAACCGCGUUAUUCCCAAGACAAAUACGAAUCGUUCUCCGAGGUAUCAAACUCGCCCCAGCACCCGCCCCCAGAAGACAUACCACGGAUCAAGCACGAAAUUACGGACAGACCACUCGACCUGAAAACCAAAUCAGACGUCCAAGAUAGACCGGAAACCCUGGACAAAUGCAACCAGGCAACCAUAGACAAGAAGUUGGAAAUAAAAAUCGACGCGAACACCAUUUUGCCUGACGAUCACUUUGAUGACGACAAGCUAUUCAUGAACUCCCUUCUCCCUCUGUUUAAGAAGAUGGACGAUGAUACGAGAUUGCUUUGUAGGAUUGAGGUUUUGAAGAUAAUUAGGUACGCCUUACAAGGUCACAAGUGCUUUGAAGCAUUGAAGAUGGCAGAAGACAGCUUCUUCAAGAAUCGAAUGAGCGGGAUCCUGGCUAAACAAGAAAUCGUUGAUAAUUCUAUGAGCUCAAAGUCGAAUGAAUCGAAAUUGUCGAUGACGACGCGCUCGGCUGAUGGAAGUAGACCGAUAAGGAAACGAAGGGCUCGUUCCCCAUCACCACUUCCAGUGCCACCCAAGAGACGAGGACCCGGGCGACCCAGAAAGGUCCGCCCCCCUCCAUCGGACUCAGACGAGGAACAGCUGUUCAAGAAACAGUUUCCGAAACUGAAGGUUUCGCCCGUGGAAGUAUCUCUCGCGUCCGAAGAGGACUCCUACAACAAGGCUACGAGCGUCGCCCAGUUGUCAACACCAUUGUUUAUGAAGAUGUACAAUCUGGAACGUUCGAAAAUCGCACCGGUGACGUCACAGCAAUCCAUGCAAGUUUCCAUCAAGACGGAACCACUCGAUAACAGUCCAACGACAGCCUUAAGUACAAUGUGAAAUGGUCCAAAUUCGCUUAACCGAAAAUUGAGAUAUUUUAACAUUAGUAAUUUAAGAUUAGUCCGAAUAUGACCCUUUAUUUGCUCCAAAUUGUAAUAAUUAAAAAAAAAAAACAAAUUUAGUUUUAAAUUUAAUUCGUUUAUUAUGAUUUUAAGCUUUUGCUCAUGUGUCGAAAAUGUUUACAUAUAAGGUUAUACUAGGAUUUGAAGUUGCUAUCUAAUUUGACAGUAUUAUAAUACUCCAUAUAAUAGAUAGCAUUUUUCAAAUUCUAUUUUCGAAUUCUGUUCCCUGAUUGGUCAUUCGUAAUUUUAUUAUCUAUAUAUCAAAUAUUUUUUGGUUGUAGAAAUGAAAAUGUGAUAUUUAGUUUAGAUUAAGGUUAAUAGUUAGAUUCUUGUCUUUU
Messenger RNA from Nymphalis io (European peacock), 1727 nucleotides. RefSeq lists its product as uncharacterized. The transcript is spliced from 6 exons. Gene Ontology annotation, cellular component: nucleus; transcription regulator complex. NCBI's taxonomy places the organism in Eukaryota, Metazoa, Arthropoda, Insecta, Lepidoptera, Nymphalidae. The coding region runs from base 98 to 1327 and encodes 409 amino acids. Gene Ontology annotation, molecular function: DNA binding. The record is from RefSeq and is a predicted model, not a curated record. Gene Ontology annotation, biological process: regulation of transcription by RNA polymerase II.